GCGUUGAUGCUACCGUACCGUAUUGCAUCUUCCCGAUCCUUCGGGAACGGAACGGAAUAGAAGUAGAAGUAGUCGGUACUGUACAACGGAAAGGAAUAUAUGAUAUGAGACUGAUACAGCACUACGGGUACCGGAUUUUUGUAUUCCCUGUCGGUAACCGAGAACGUCAUUUGCUCCGGUACUGCUUGCAGUUAACAGCAUCGGUUCCGCUCUCGUGCAAACUCUACCGGACGAUCGGACUACCGUACCGGUGCCUUACCAUGCUCCCACCAACUAUUGCUAUUGCUAUUGCUACUGUUAUUGCUACAGCGACUACUACUACAGCGACUACUACUACGAAGGCUGUUUCUGUGUAUGUGUGAUUGGGGGAAAAAGAUCUGGGCAGAUUGUAUUGGUGGAUCGGGAUACAAAGUUCAGAACAAGUUACGGGUGAUCGAUUACGACUUCUAUUUGUGGUCGCCCGAUUCCAUUAACGAAUGCGUGCGUGUUGUGUUGUGUUGUGUUUUCUUGUCCAAGUGGCGAGGAACAGCAGCACACACACCGCACGAAUGGACGUGAACGGUGGAAGCAACCGAGGCGUUUACUGUUGUCUCUUGGCUGUUGUCUCUUGGCCGUCCGGUGUCGAGAGUGCUGUUCCGCUGGUAGCAGGUACCGAGACGCACCCCGCAAGAAUACCGUUCGGCGAGGAGGCCAUCGGGCCGCCCAGCAGCUUUUCCCGUUGGAGGUUUUCGGAGGUUAGGCCCCGCGGAGCCUGCGGGGGACUCCCAAGGCUUGCCCGCUUUCGUCGCUGGUUUCGUUGUGGAUUUUGUUGCGGUCGCUCCUGCCGUCGCUGUUGCCUCCGCAAUCCCGAGAGCAGUCGAUCGAGAGGGUGUAGCAGACCGCUCUGGCACCCGGAGCAGCGUCCGAGUGGCAGCACCGGGGAACUUUCGCGGUGUCGCCCUCACCGAGAAGACCCUUCUUGUUGCUCGGAACUUCCUGGAGGCAGAUGGUGAGGUAGGCGGUCUUGCUGGUGAUGCCGCAUCGGAUGGAGACACUGUCGAUGGGGGCAUCGUUCGUGUUGCUGCUACUUCUGCCGCUGCCAGAGGACGGACGCGAAGGAGGGAGAUUUUGCUCCUGGACGCAGCGGUGCUCAAAGAGGGAUGGCUGGUACUCGUAGAAGUAGUUCUCAACGGUGUUGGCGUUGGCGUUGGCUGUUCCCCAGGCCUGAAAGAGUUCCACGGUGGCCGUGGUUCCGUCCUCGGACACGGAAACCACGCGGACAGCCGUGGGCUGGUCCGGUGGUCCCGGGUAGGGUGUGGCGCCCCUCGUCGCUUGCAGUUUGAGGAGGCCGCUCUUGGGGCAAGCGUUGGGAUUCGUCGUUGGAGAAGGCCGGCCGGUAGGAAGAGGAGAGGGAAAACCCGUCGGCUCCCCGGUGGUUGCGGAGGUUGGGGGAUUGGUGGACGACGAGGUCGGUUCCGCGGUUUGUUCCGCGGUCGGUUCCACGGUUUGUUCCGCGGUUUGUUCCACUGUCGGUCGAACGGUGGGAGACGCGGUGGGCGAAAGAGUCGGCUUCUUUGUUGGUUCUUUGGUAGGGGAAAGUGUUGGCUUUGUUGUCGGUUCCCUGGUGGGAUCUUUGGUAGGGGAGAGAGUUGGCGGCUUGGUGGGUUCUUUGGUGGGUUCUUUGGUGGGUUCCUCGGUGGGUUCCUCGGUGGGUUCCUCGGUGGGUGGCCCGGUCGGGUUUCUUGUCGGAGCCGUCGGCACGCAGACCCCCUCCUUCACCAGCUGCGGCGUGUCCCAGGCAAAGAAAAAGUUGGACCUCCCGUACCAGCUACAGUGCUGUUUCGGGGCGACCUCUAGGAGCUCAAAGGGGCAGUAGGCCUCAUAGGUAAAGGUCCAGCAGGCCGUGUCGACAAAGCCAAAGACGACGCUCCGCUUUCUCUGGAGAUCGGUCAGGCCGGCCGGGCCGUUGUCUCUUCCCGGGUUGUCCCAGCGGGUCCCGUCGGUCGUCGCCGAGAAGACGGUGCGGGUUCCGGGCCUGCAGGGGGGAGGGGACACGGCUUCUGCCCCGUCCCCCUCGCAGGCCACACCGAGCUCUGUGGACGGGUGCAGGACGUAUCCGCUGGCUUGGGAAGCGUCGAUGAAGAGCCGCUCGUGGAUUCCCCUUUUCCCCCCCGAGUUCUUGCGGCGGUCCAGAUCGUAGACGGACCUGCCAGCGGUAGAGAUGGGUGCAUGGAUGAACAGGUGUGGACAGACCAUGCAUUUUCAUGUAUGCAUGUUGACGCAUAGAUGCAUGAGGAAAUGCGUGGAUACACACGUACGCAAGGUAUAGAACGAAAUGAUCGUAGCAGGUGGAACGAAAAUGGAUAGGAGUGAGUGGCAGGGUCCUGAGCAAUACGUGCUUUGUGGCACGCAAGCAUCGACGCAUCGAAGCAUCGACGCAUACACACACACAAGCAUACAAUCGGAACCACAAUUCCCGACAGCACCAAACUCCAACCUCAAACCUCAAUGCUCGGCACUCAAUGCUCGGCACUCAAUGCUCGGCACUCAAUGCUCGGCACUCAAUGCUCGGCACUCAAUGCUCGGCACUCAAUGCUCGGCACACACUCACCACUGGAAGAAAUCCGCCACCACCUCGUUGGUGGUGCCCGGCUCGACGAAACAGAACUCGAAGGUCCCGGACCCUGAUCCGGGUUCGUCCCGGACUGUCUCGAGGGCGAUCUGGCCGAAGCUCCCCUCGUAGAUGGGGUCUACGAGACCCGCGGCACCAUCUCCCGAACGCACCGAAUCCGGGGCAUCGUCCUUGGUCCGGACGAGGAGGUCGACGGGUCUCCCGCGGAUGGUCCCGAUGGAUCCGUAGCGAAGGGAUCCGCCGGAGAGGGCGCCCGCGAGGUCGUUCUCCUCCACGGUGGCCCUGCCAAAGUCCAGCCAGGUGGACGGCGGCGACAGCGGGACGCCGCCCGCGACCCUUUCGCAGAAGGGUGCUCCGGAAGCGGAAGCGGAGGCAAGGGGAAUGAUUGGCGCACCUGUCAGAAGAAGGACCGCCGAGAGGGCCGCCGAGAGGCGUGCGACGGUGCCACUGGUAAGCGUGGUGGUUGGCAUGGUUGGCAUUUGCUUUGUCUUGUUGUGGUUUGCUGUUGGUUGUUGUUUGUUUGUUGUUGUUGGAUCGAACCGCAACGCAGCACGCAACGAAACGGAUUGGUUCGGAAAUUGUGAGAACGGGAACGAACAAAGAAUUUGGUCGAUCGAGAGAAAAUGCCUUUGUUUKGAACAAACGACUCUGACAAUGCGUGCAUUCGCUUCGGUGAUCCCCAAACAAAAAGCAUUUGCCGUCGAUAGGAAUGUGAGAAGGUUCCUAUGUGCAUAACAUAACGCAUCAUAACAUCACAGAACGUCACACCGGAUCACAUCGCUCACAAUAUAUAUGUACAAGUGGG
This is a messenger RNA of Pseudo-nitzschia multistriata, 3416 nucleotides long. The record is from the annotation of a GenBank genome assembly. NCBI's taxonomy places the organism in Eukaryota, Bacillariophyta, Bacillariophyceae, Bacillariales, Bacillariaceae.